AUGUCGCUCUGCACGCGGCCGGUCGGCGGAAAGCGGGAAGGGCCGCGGGUGAUGCAAGCCAAGAUCCGUUCCUUUCGGACGUUCGCGAAUGUCAAUAGGAGGCGGGCGUUCCGGUCCCCGGAGCGCGGCAGAAAUAGUCGGCCGCCUAUUAAUACGAGCGCUAGUUGCACUGCCCUUGAAACGGGACGCUCACCUCCCGCACACGCGCACACGCACACGCACACGCACACACGCACACGAGCGCACGAGGCGUUGCAGCGGCGGAGCGGCACGGAAUGGACGCGCGGAACAACGCGCCUUCGCCGUUUAUUCGCCAGUUCGGGGCGCAGAAACGCGCGUACAUGGCAACAUCGGCCGCGGCGCUCGGAAUCGGGUCUCGACUGCCCAAUUCGAGUGGGAAGGUCGCGCGUUUCGCCAGCGGCUGACAAUGGCGCGCGCGCCGAUUGCGCAACGCGCUUUGCAACACCGAAAAUUUCGUGUGUGUGUUGCGGCGGGGCCCGCCACGGAACAGCCUCCGUGCGCGUCUAUUGCGCAAUAGCGUUACGCGCUCUGUGGCAACUUUGCGGAAACCUCAGGGCCGCGGGAGGCGCGCGUUUCUCGCCCGCGGCGACUUACGCUUGCCCCCCGGACGGUAUCCGCGACGCACGGAUGCCCCGGCUUAUGCAUUUUCUUCCUAAAUUUUGCAAGGAAAAAUUCCCAAUGGAAGAUGUUUGCUAUGCUACGAUGAUGUGUAGCAGG
Messenger RNA from Iphiclides podalirius (scarce swallowtail), 738 nucleotides. NCBI's taxonomy places the organism in Eukaryota, Metazoa, Arthropoda, Insecta, Lepidoptera, Papilionidae. The record is from the annotation of a GenBank genome assembly.